GUUACUAUAGAGGCAGACAUGCCGGCCAACCUCACCACCUCCAGCCACAGCACCAACUACAACUUCCCAGCGCUCAUCUUCGGGAUAUUAUUGAUCGUCAUCAUCAUCUGCGGGAACGUGCUGGUGUGUCUGAGCGUUUACACGGAGAAAGCGCUGAAAACCACCACGAACUACUUCAUAGUCAGCUUGGCUGUUGCUGAUUUGUUGCUGGCUGUUCUGGUCUUACCGCUGUUCGUGUUUGCAGAGUUCCAGGAUGGGGUUUGGUCCCUCAAUAUGACCGUAUGUGAUGGACUGAUGACCAUGGAUGUGAUGCUGUGCACCGCCUCUAUAUUUAACCUCUGCGCCAUCAGCAUAGACAGGUGGUUCAUCGCGGUCUCCAUCCCUCUUAACUACAACCGCAAACACGUUGACCAGCGACAGAUUGUCCUGCUUUCCGCCACAUGGAUCCUGGCCUUGGCUGUGGCCUCCCCCGUGAUUUUCGGAAUCAACAACGUCCCCAACCGGGACCACAGCGAAUGCAAGCUGGAGGACAACAACUACGUGGUGUACUCCUCCGUCUGUUCGUUUUUCGUGCCGUGCCCCAUCAUGCUCAUGCUGUACUGUGGGAUGUUCCGGGGCCUGAGGAACUGGGAGGAGGCGAGGAAGGCCAAGCUGAGGAGCAGCAUGCAGGCCUGCAGAAAGCUUCAGGAGGCCGCCGCGUCCCUGCAGCCGCUGUCUGGCCUGCCGCCCCCUCUGCCGCCCGUGAUCGAGAAAGACCUGAGUGACAUUACCUUAGAGGAGCUGGACCACGAUCACUACCCCGAUCCUGACAGCCCGGGUCCCGUGUCCAUGCUCACACACCCCGUCGGGGGCCAGAACAGGCGAAGGAAGAGAGCGAAAAUAAACGGGAGGGAGAGGAAAGCCAUGAGGGUGCUUCCCGUUGUAGUAGGUGUCUUCCUGUUCUGCUGGACGCCAUUCUUCGUAGUGCACACAUUGAGGGCUCUCUGCGAAGACUGCUACAUCCCCAGCAGCGUCACCAGCAUCGUGACCUGGUUAGGCUACGUCAACAGCGCCCUCAACCCUAUCAUCUACACCGUCUUUAACACAGAGUUCAGGAAGUUCUUCCGGAAGUUCUUGCCGACUCUGCCCAACUGCUGCUAGCCUGAACAUGC
Cyprinus carpio (common carp) is the source of this 1151-nucleotide messenger RNA. Its product is annotated as D(4) dopamine receptor. Gene Ontology annotation, biological process: adenylate cyclase-activating adrenergic receptor signaling pathway; adenylate cyclase-inhibiting dopamine receptor signaling pathway. The record is from RefSeq and is a predicted model, not a curated record. Gene Ontology annotation, molecular function: G protein-coupled receptor activity; dopamine neurotransmitter receptor activity, coupled via Gi/Go. The coding region runs from base 19 to 1140 and encodes 373 amino acids. The transcript is spliced from 4 exons. Gene Ontology annotation, cellular component: plasma membrane. Lineage: Eukaryota; Metazoa; Chordata; Actinopteri; Cypriniformes; Cyprinidae.